Molecule: messenger RNA, 1141 nt
Organism: Gigantopelta aegis
Lineage: Eukaryota; Metazoa; Mollusca; Gastropoda; Neomphalida; Peltospiridae
Product: multiple epidermal growth factor-like domains protein 11
Exons: 5
Molecular function (GO): scavenger receptor activity
Source: RefSeq, a predicted model, not a curated record
AGAAUAAUUAAAAUCAGAUAAAGCUUGUGAAUUGUUUUGCGAAAGAGAACUUUAAUAAUAAGAUAGUCGUAUGUUUUAUAUGGUGGUGGUGUUUUGUUGAUGUUGAUGUUGCUGUUGUUGUUGGAGUAAUGUGUGUGCGCUUCGUUUUAGAAGGCUUUUUUUUCUCUCCUACGUUUUGUGGAUUUUAUUUUUGUCAAUGCAGGUGCCCCUCAUAUAUACAAUAAUGAAAUAUGAUUGAAAUGUUUUUUAUUUGUUCUUUAUGAUAGCAAUUACAUAUUUCUAGAUCAACAAAGUUUACUCCUAAUUCGAACUAGAAUACAAUCAAAGCAAGACUUUUAUAAACCCUUAUUAUAUAACACAUGCACAGGUACACGUCGCAGAAAUGGUGUUAAGGUGUACAGCUCUGUUGAUGUAAACCAAACAAACACUGGCCACCUGUGUGGUUCAGCAACGUUAGACAGUCCAGAUGUGACGUGGAUGACAUGUGACGACACAGCUAGAUACAUCACACUCUACCGAGGUAUAUAUGAGAACACGGUGAUGGAUUUCUGUGAAGUCCAAGUGUUUGUAUGUGCUACUGGAACGUUCGGUGAUGACUGUACCUCGUUCUGUCACUGUCUGAAUGGAUCGUGUAACUACGUAACUGGAGAAUGUACUGGAGGAUGUCAACAAAACUGGACAGGACAGACGUGCAGUGAGUGUGAUUCUGAUCACUAUGGUCCUCUGUGUGAAAAACCUUGUUCCAGCAGAAACUGUGAUGAAUCACGUGGUAAAUCAUCGUGUAACAAAACGACUGGACGAUGUGAUAAUGGAUGUACAGCAGGAUGGAAGGAACUAGAUUGUACAAAGGAAUGUCGAGACAACACGUUCGGAUCUAACUGCUUGUUCAGCUGUAAUAAACGUCACUGUAAGGGAGACAACUCAAGCUGUGAUGUUCAACAUGGGGUUUGUCAAGAUGGCUGUCAGCCAGGUUGGACGAAUGCAAAUUGCAUUAAGAAAUGUGACGAGAGUUCAUAUGGUCCAGGUUGUGUAUUUAAAUGUAACAAGAGACAUUGUCUGAAUAAACCAGCGAGCUGUAAUCAUGUUGACGGGUCUUGUGGAGGAGAGUGUGAGAAUAAAUACAGAGGAACCGACUGUACAG